UAAUUCAGUUGGCCGACUACGCUUGAACGACUUUGACGUUACCCGCGCUCAGUUAUCAUAGAAUUUUGUAUAAGUGACACCCAAAAGGAGACUAAGACUCAACGAGAUGUUUUACCUAGUAUUUGUGGCGAUCUUUAUUGCACUUAUUUCUUUGUGCUUGUGGCAUUUGCAUAAAGAUUAUGAGCUUCUGUCGCUUUGCCGACGAUUCAAGACCACUGAUGGAUCAGAAUUUGUCAAGGGCAAGGGCAAUAGCAUAUUCGGCAAUACUUUUGAUACCAUUGGAAUGACCUCAGAGGAACUGUUCUACUAUUCCCGCGAUUAUGCAGAGGAGCUUAAAAGAAGUUAUGUCCAAUACAUUGUUGGAUUCCCGAUAUACAAUAUUAUAGAUGCCGCCGAUGCUGAGCUAGUCUUGAAUGACAAUAACUUGAUCACCAAAGGCGACAUGUACCGGUUUCUGCAUCCAUUUUUGCAAACUGGUCUUCUGACAAGCACAGGUCAAUAUUGGAAUACUCGUCGUAAGUUAUUGACACCGGCAUUUCACUUCAAGAUAUUGGAACAGUUUUUGGAAGUUUUCAAGAAGGAAAGUGUUAAAUUUAUUGAAUCGCUACGAAAAUCCACUAACAAAACCGACGAAAUCAACUUGAAUGAGUUAGUACCACGAUUCACUCUCAAUAGCAUCUGUGAAACUGCACUAGGAGUUAAGCUAGACGACUGCGCGGAUGGGGAUGACUAUCGUAAGAACAUAGCCAUUGCUGAACAUAGUUUUAUUAAACGUGUUAUGAACCCUCUAAUGGCUAGUGAUACCCUCUACAACUUGGGAGAAGGACGCAAGGACGUAAGCACCUUAAAGAAACUUCACGCAUUCUCCAGCAAUAUCAUACAAAAACGCAGAUUGAACUUUGAUGAAGCGAGUGUUAGAAAGGCCCAGGAAAUGGACUCGAGUGAUCUUAAUACCAAACAGCGUUACGCUAUGCUAGACACAAUGUUGUUGGCCGAAACGGAAGGUCUUAUCGAUCAUGCUGGAAUCUGUGAAGAGGUUAAUACUUUUAUGUUUGGCGGUUACGAUACGACUGCCAUGACUCUCAUCCUGUGUCUGGCUUUUCUGGGAAGCUAUCCAGAGAAGCAACAGCGUUGUUUCGAAGAGCUCAAAGAGUUUGUUGACGAUGAUCUUGCCAACUUGGACAAUCGAACUUUGAGUCAACUCAAGUAUUUGGAAUGUGUGAUCAAGGAAACGCAACGUUUGUGUCCAUCUGUUCCAGGCAUUAUGAGAGAGUGUCACACCGAGACGAAGCUCAAUAAUCUGAUCUUGCCUAAGGGUGCUCAGAUAAUAGUUCAUAUUUUUGAUAUACACCGCAAUCCAAAGUAUUACGAUCGACCCAAUGAAUUUAUUCCGGAACGUUUUCUUAACGAUAGCACAGUACAGCGACAUCCUUACGCCUUUAUACCAUUCAGUGCAGGACGACGCAAUUGCAUUGGACAAAAAUAUGCUAUGACAGAAAUGAAAACUUUAUUGACAUACAUUUUGAAAAACUUUGAGAUUCUUCCCGUGGACGAUCCUCUAACUUAUCGCUUUUUAGCUGGUAUUUUAAUAAGAACCAAAUCUGACGUAUAUGUUAAGAUAAGGAAACGUCUUUAAUGGUAAAAAAGGAAAAUAAAUGUUUAUUUGUUACAAUA
Molecule: messenger RNA, 1674 nt
Organism: Drosophila willistoni
Lineage: Eukaryota; Metazoa; Arthropoda; Insecta; Diptera; Drosophilidae
Product: probable cytochrome P450 4p3
Exons: 7
Coding region: 107-1636 (509 amino acids)
Molecular function (GO): oxidoreductase activity, acting on paired donors, with incorporation or reduction of molecular oxygen; monooxygenase activity; heme binding
Source: RefSeq, a predicted model, not a curated record